Messenger RNA from Spea bombifrons (plains spadefoot toad), 6229 nucleotides. It is a transcript of the gene TANC1, whose product is annotated as tetratricopeptide repeat, ankyrin repeat and coiled-coil containing 1. The record is from RefSeq and is a predicted model, not a curated record. The transcript is spliced from 26 exons. Gene Ontology annotation, molecular function: protein binding. NCBI's taxonomy places the organism in Eukaryota, Metazoa, Chordata, Amphibia, Anura, Pelobatidae. Bases 394 to 5892 code for a protein of 1832 amino acids.
GUUACAGGAAAGUUGGGGCGGAAUCAGAGGAGUUGGGGUAUUGCUGGAUAGAGAGGAGAGGAAGCCGGCAGCGAGGAGUCUAAAGCGGGAGCUGGAAGUGAAGCCGGGGUAUAAAGCCAAAGGAGGAGACUUUAAAAGUGGGUGUCGGGGGUAUUAGGGGGUCUUUGGCGGUAUUAGGGGGUCCAGGAAGAGACCAACUGAGGCCAGGUCAUAAGAUUAACCCCCUUCGCUGCCGCCGGGAAUGUCACAGCAGUGAGGAAGCCAAGGUGUCCCUUGGGGUGAGGACAUGUCCUGACUGAACUCCUGCUAACCCUCCCCGGCACUCACCCGGUGCCUCUCCCCCAAGUCAUCUCUCAUUCCCAGGACUUCAGCUCAAGGACAAAGAAAGGAAAAAUGUUGAAGGCCGUUCUGAAAAAGAGCCGGGAGGGCGGGCGACCAGGCAAGAAAGACUCAGUUGAUGAGAGCCCACAGAAUAUGUUGUUCACCGGUCACAAUGCAGAUUUUCCGAUGGGUAACCCAUGCAUACAAGACGAUUCGUACAGAAUGGGGUUCUCGAGAGGAGUUUCCGUGUCGUUACCGUCAUCACCGCUGCUUCCUCGUCAGACGUACUCCGUGCAGCAGUGCAGUCACAAGAAAUCGCCAGGACCAAUCAGGAAGCCAAAGUAUGUUGAAAGUCCCCGAGUUCCAGGAGACGCCGUUGCAAUGCCAUUGAGAAAAGUCUCAGAGCUGCCGGAUUCCAACCAGAAUGAAGGACCACUCGAUAAAAGCUCCAGCUGUUCUCCUGCAGCCCGAGAACUGAUGACGAGACUGGGAUUCUUGCUGGGGGAAGGCAUUCCGAAAUCUACUCGAGCAUCCAUGGAAGAAAAAAAUGAAAUGAUGUGUACAGUAUCGAGCCAUGGGAUCAGUCCCUGCUCCACACUGACAGACAGCACGGCGUCUCCCUGCAAUGCCAGUCCAUGCUCAACCCUGAACAGCGGCAUCAGCAAGACAACCACCAACAAAACCAGCCCCACCGGGACCAUUAGCAGCCCCAGUUCCACGCUGGAAAGCAAAGACAGCGGGAUCAUAGCAACAAUCACAAGCUCUUCUGAAAAUGAUGACCGCAGCGGAUCCAGCUUGGAAUGGUGUAAGGAUGGCAGUUUAAGGGCCGGAAGCCAUCAGGGGAUGAUUCACGAGAGGAGGAUAGAUAAUUGCUCGCCCGUGUUGGAGGAAGAAUCCUGCGGCACCAUGGACAACUUGCCAAAAAACGACUCACCUGGUGGAGAAGGACCAAUUUCAUACACACAAAGCUCCAGCUCGUUGAUGUUGCAGAGACCCAACUCUGUGGCAGCAACAAGCUCAACAAAACUGGAAGACUUAAGCUACCUGGAUGUGCAGAGAAAUGCUCCGUUGCGGACUUCGAUCAGGAUGCCGUGGCAUAAUACCGCAGGGACACGAAUGCAACAGGACAUCAAAGCGCGGUGUAUCCCCUACAAACCCCAAGACAUUCUGCUGAAGCCUUUAUUGUUCGAGGUGCCGAGCAUAACGACCGACUCUGUGUUCGUCGGAAGAGGCUGGCUCUUUCAGGAGAUCGAGGAAACGCUGAGGAGCUCCGAGCUGCCAGACAACAGGGGAGCUGUGAUUGUUGGCAACGUAGGAUUUGGAAAGACGGCGAUAAUCUCCAAACUAGUAGCACUUAGUUGCCACGGGACGCGCAUGAGGCAGAUUGCUUCCAACAGUCCUUCCUCCUCUCCCAAGGGCAUCGACCGCAGUCAGGAGAUCCCUCUCUCCCAGACCUCGCCGCUUAGUCUCACCAUGUCCAACACCAUGAAGACCUCCAGCUGCCGUGGAAGCCCUCAGCAUCAAAAGCUUAUGGACGAUUCCCUAAAGCAUCUUGCUUCAAAGGUUGUUGCGUAUCAUUACUGUCAAGCGGACAACACAUACACGUGCCUGGUCCCGGAGUUCGUACACAGCAUUGCGGCUCUGCUUUGUCGGUCACAACAGCUGGCGUCCUACAGAGAACUUCUGAUUAGAGAACCGCACCUGCAGAGCAUGCUCAGCCUGCGAUCCUGCGUCCAGGACCCCGUGUCAGCCUUCCGAAGGGGAGUCCUGGAACCGUUAGUAAGCCUUCGACGAGAAAGAAAAAUCCCAGAGGAUGAAUUCAUCAUUUUGGUCGAUGGCUUAAAUGAGGCUGAAUUUCAUAAACCUGACUAUGGGGACACAAUAGCUUCUUUUAUAGCUAAAGUGAUUUGCUCUUUUCCUCCUUGGAUAAAACUUAUUAUGACAGUGCGGACAAAUUUUCAGGAAAUAACAAGUUCACUGCCCUGGUCCAAGAUUUCCUUGGAUGAUUUUCCAGAGAACAAAGAAAUCUACGACGACCUCAGCGCCUAUAUCCAAUACCGACAAAGCACAAGCCAGGAAAUUGUGAACAAUAUAUCUUUAAAUGGAAAAGCAGACGCUGGGACCAUCGGCAAACUGGCCGACCAUCUGGUGACGCGGAGCCAGGGUUCCUAUCUCUACCUGAAACUGACUCUCGACCUUUUCGAAAGGGGCCAUUUAGUCAUCAAGAGCUCCAGCUAUAAAGUUGUGCCCGUUUCUUUAUCCGAGCUGUACUUGCUUCAGUGCAACAUGAAAUUCAUGACUAAUUCCGCCUUUGAGAAAGCGCUUCCCAUUUUGAAUUUGGCCCUGGCUUCCCUGCAUCCCAUGACUGAUGAGCAAAUUUUCCAAGCCAUUAAUGCCGGCAAUGUUUAUCCAGAGCUUGCCUGGAAAGACUUUCAGCAGCGAAUGGAUGUCCUCUCCAGCUUCUUAAUCAAACGGAGGGACAAGACGCGCAUGUUCUGCCACCCGUCGUUUAGGGAAUGGCUUGUGUGGAGAGCCGACGGGGAAAGUGCACAGUUCUUAUGCGAACCGCGAAGCGGCCAUGCACUUUUGGCCUUUAUGUUCUCUCGACAAGAAGGGAAGUUAAAUCGUCAGCAAACAAUGGAGCUUGGACACCAUAUCCUUAAAGCCCACAUAUUCAAGGGUCUCAGUAAGAAGAACGGCGUCUCCUCCAGUACUUUGCAAGCCCUGUGGGUGGGAUAUAGCACUGAUGGAUUGUCGGCGGCCCUCUCUUCCUUGAGGAAUUUGUACACCCCGAAUGUCAAGGUCAGCCGCCUUCUCAUCUCAGCCGGAGCAAAUGUUAACUACAGGACCGAAGUUUUAAACAACGCCCCGAUACAAUGCGCCCAGGCCCACCUUGGGCACGAAGAGAUGGUCAACCUCUUGCUGGAAUUUGGGGCGUCCGUUGACGGGGUGUCGGAAGGCGGCAUGACCCCUCUUUGCUUCGCAGCCGCUGCGGGUCACAUGAACAUUGUAUUGCUUCUGUGCAAAAAAGGAGCAAAGGUCGACCACGUAGAUAAAAAAGGACAGAGCCCCUUGGUGCACAGCGCUCUGAGAGGACAUUGUGACAUCCUCAAAUAUUUACUGAACUGCGACUGGACGGCGUCUAAACCGCAACAAAGCCACGUGCAAAAAAGCCACGCAAUGCAGCAGGCGCUCACCGCUGCAGCCAGCAUGGGCCACACAGAGGUGGUGGAAUGUCUUCUUAACCAUGAGAGAGAUUACCCCGUGGAUAUUAAUGAAAACGACACGCUUUGGGGAGAAACAGGUCUCACAGCCGCAGCGGGACGCGGGAAGCUACAGGUGUGCGAGCUGCUUCUGGAGCGGGGUGCCGUCUUAUCCCGUGUGAACCGGCGCGGGGUCUCCCCGUUAUUCUGUGCUGUGCGACAAGGCAAUUGGCAGGUCGCCAGGUUGCUGAUGCAGCACGGCUGUGACGUGAAUGUGAGCGAUAAGCAGGGCAGGACCCCGUUGAUGGUGGCUGCGUGUGAGGGCCACUGUGGAACCGUCGAGUUCCUCCUCUCCGAGGGUGCAGACAUCGCAUCUUUAGACAAGGAAGGGCUGACCGCUCUGAGCUGGGCUUGUUUAAAGGGACACAAAACAGUGGUGCAGUGUUUAGUAGAAAGAGGUUCUGCGAUCGAUCAGAUGGAUCGGAACGGCCGGACGCCUCUGGAUUUGGCCGCGUUCUAUGGAGAUGCUGAUAUUGUUCAGUAUCUGGUGGAUAACGGCGCUAUGAUAGAGCACGUGGACUACAGCGGGAUGCGCCCCUUGGAUCGCGCCAUUGGAUGUCGAAACACGGCUGUUGUUGUAACGCUUCUCCGGAAAGGCGCCAAGUUAGGGAACGCGGCUUGGGCAAUGGCCACCUCCAAACCAGAUAUCCUGAUCAUUCUACUACAGAAAUUAAUGGAGGAAGGGAAUAUAUUGUACAGAAAGGGGAAAAUGAAAGAAGCGGCCCAGCGAUACCAGUAUGCGCUCCGGAAGUUUCCACGGGAAGGUUUUGGUGAAGAAAUGAAAGCUUUUAACGAACUUCGCGUUUCUCUGUAUUUGAAUCUGUCAAGGUGUCGAAGAAAAACCAACGACUUUGGGUUGGCAGAGGAAUUUGCCAGCAAGGCUCUGGAACUGAAACCAAAGUGUUACGAAGCGUAUUACGCUCGGGCAAGAGCAAAAAGGAGCAGCAGGCAGUUUGUUGCUGCUCUUGCUGAUCUCCACGAGGCCUUAAAGUUGUGUCCAAACAAUCAAGAGAUCCGGAGAUUAUUGUCCCGCGUGGAAGAAGAGUUCAAGCAGCAGCAGAGGUCGCAGCAACAGAAGCUGUAUCCGCCACCUCCACAAGCCAGUAACGACUCUGACCGCGAGGAGGACGAGGAGAGCCUCAGCAAUCAUCUAAGCUUUGAGGAGAUACAAGAGGAAGAGUGUCUACAGAGUGCGGAUAAAUACCAAGGAAUUUCACGCCCGCAGGAAUCAUCCAGCAGAAUAGCAGAAUGUGUCAAUCAGAAAUACAGGCCCGAUUCUCCUGAGGAACACCCACCUCAGAAUAUAGGUCUGCAGCAAGCGCUGGUACAGAGACCGACAAAGCAGGCCCAGAUUGUAAAAACCAACCAGCACAUGAAUUCUUUACAGUCACAAUCAAAGACUGGAGGGAAUAUUUCUGCCAUGAACAGUCCGGUCUCAUCAACUUUAGCACCACCAAGCCCCCUUCCUGCAAGACAAACGGCAAACGUGGUCAACAGCAGAAGUUCUGUUGCCGAAACGACAAAGUCAGCUUCCUCGGCAGCUCCUACAACGGGACUCCAUGCCUCGGUGUUUGUUGAAAAAGUCUCCACGGCUCAUGCCGUUCACAAGCAGCCGACGGAGCGCUUACAUCCUUUUAAAGCAUCCGCAUCCUUCACAAGUGCGGCCAAGACAGCCGAGAGACUUGUGGGUCACCCUGCACCUCAAGAUGUAAAAGCGCCAUGUAAUGAAAAACAAGCUGGAGUCACAGAUAGCAAAAGAAUAGUAUCCCACGGCUUAACAUCAAGCAAUAGUUUUUCAGAGGGUGUUAAAAGUCCUGAUGUCCGAAGCAAAGAAAGCAAAACCAACCAGAACCUUGGUGCUGCCACCGAGCAGAGAACACGCAACAUUCCGUUCAUGGGAAUCAUGGAUAAAACCGCGAGAUCCUUGCAACAGAACACUCCAUUGGCCCGUAGCUGGCAUAAUCAGCCGAUUGAAAGCUUACCAGUAAACACCACCUCGUCUGGACCCAUACAGCCUGCAAACCUGGAGAAGUUCCCUGCCAGGCCGGUUCUUGGUUAUGGUAAUCACAAUAAAACCAUGCCGAAUGUGUAUGGUGGGAAUGUCCACAAUGGAGUGCACCCAAAAGACACGGAGGAUGGAAAGUGUCAGGCACCAAGCGUCCCCCAAGAACCAAGGGUGUCCAAGACUGUUAGCCAGUCGUUCCAAGAGGCGAUGGCCUGGUCAAAAUCUCUUAUCUCUAAAGAAGCAAAUCUAAAUUCAGUUCCCUCGACAAAACCAAAGAGAUCAUUCAUAGAGUCAAACGUGUGAUACCUGCUCUCAUCACAAGGCUCAGUGUGGACUGAAAACAUCGUUUUGAUUGCAUAUUUUUAGUUGCUGGAAUUAAUACCAUUCUCGUUAUCUCUGUUUUAUGAGCCCUGGAUAAUUAACAUGAACCGCAGCCCGACAGGUUGUGUACAAUAAGCCUCGGUGUAUUUCCUAUCAUUGUUUUAGUGGCAGAGUUUGGCAUCCCUGUCUGUUGUUACGAAUAGCGACAAGGCUGAGCAAACAUGACUUCAGUGCAGCGAAAUGUUAUAAGUCCGAAUACUUUAUGUAACUACGCUGGAAUUUAUAGCAUUUUGAACGCACGAUCGUCUUUUAACGUAAA